AUGAUCUAAAAUUCUAUUGAUAAUACUUCCGUUGCUAUUUAACACCUUGAGGAUUAGUCUCCAGAUCUUCAAAAUUAAUAAUCGGAUGAAUAAGUACACUAAAGUUCAGAAUAUAAUGCCAUCAAUUAGCCAAUAGAUUAAUUAGAUCAAAAUAGCGGACAACAAGUAGAAGCUCUCUAAUAAGUUGAAUAUUUCGAUCCGCUUGAUUAUGAAAUAGUAUACUGUCCAUAUUGCGAUUAUGGCAUGAUUAGAAAGGCUUAUUGGAUUCAUGUUAAUUUGUGUGAAGAAUAAUUAAGCCAUCCUAAUUUAGUAGAAUAAGAAUGUCAAUAAUGUCGAGAGAUGAUUGUAAGGCAAUACUUAAACGAUCACUUAGAGGUUUGCCCAUUUAACUUUCAUGCCGAAGUGAAUUGUCCUUAUUGCAAUACUCUAAUAAUAAAAGCAUGGCUAUAGGAACAUCUUGCUGAAUGCAAUGGUUUUUAAGUGUAGCAAUUAAGAGAAAUUCAGGGAAUAGCAAAUUGCUAAAUAUGUCAAGAGGAUAUUAUACAGGACUAGUCAGUUCUAAAUUGCUCUCAUAGUUUCCAUGAAGAUUGCCUCUAAAAAUGGUUAAAAAUAAAAAAAACGUGUCCAGUUUGUAAAAGUAUUUAAGUCUGAAGCUAAAUAAAUU
Molecule: messenger RNA, 664 nt
Organism: Paramecium octaurelia
Lineage: Eukaryota; Ciliophora; Oligohymenophorea; Peniculida; Parameciidae
Source: the annotation of a GenBank genome assembly